Messenger RNA from Enhydra lutris kenyoni (northern sea otter), 1573 nucleotides. RefSeq names its product centrin-4-like. The record is from RefSeq and is a predicted model, not a curated record. Gene Ontology annotation, cellular component: centriole; centrosome. NCBI's taxonomy places the organism in Eukaryota, Metazoa, Chordata, Mammalia, Carnivora, Mustelidae. Gene Ontology annotation, molecular function: calcium ion binding. Gene Ontology annotation, biological process: mitotic cell cycle; centriole replication; nucleotide-excision repair.
AUGUGCGAAGCGGAGCGAGCCUGCCGGCUAAAGCUGAAGUUUCAGCCCGGAGCAAGGAAGGAAUUUUGUUUGGUUUAUGAAGUGUCUUAUUCGUCCCCUGAUCCUCGAGUGUCAUGUAGUAACCGUUCCUCUCGUGGCAAACUUAGAAGCAUGAUGGCCGCGGCUCUGGAGACGCAGGAGCGGGCUUCCAGUUCAUUCGUUCUUUAUCGUCCCCACCAACCGCUGAUACCAGCGCUCAGCGAUCGGUUCCGUGACGGAAACAGAAACCACUGGUUAGCCAGAAAAGAACUGGAUACAGAGAAGAAGAGGCUGAGAAACUGUUGGAGGGUCUAGACCUCUAGGAAAGAGGUCCUGAGCUCCGAAAAAGCGGCCCGGGUUGAGAAGGCAUCCAACUACUGCACAGGUUCAGAUCAAUGGAAGAAAAGAGCAGCAAAACUUGAACUGAAUGAAACCCAAAAGCAAGAAAUUAAAGAGGCCUUUGAUUUAUUUGAUGUUGAUGGGUCUGGAACCAUAGAUGUGAAAGAACUGAAGAUUGCCAUGCAAGCCUUAGGAUUUGAUCCAAAGAAAGAAGAAAUUAAAAAAAUGAUAUCUGAAAUCGACAAAGAAGGAAUUGGCACCAUUACUUUUGAAGAUUUUUUUGCCAUAAUGAGUGUAAAAAUGAGUGAAAAAAAUGAAAAAGAAGAAAUACUGAAGGCUUUCAAAUUAUUCGAUGAUGAUGAUACUGGAAGCAUAACACUAAACAAUAUCAAGAGGGUUGCUAAGGAAUUGGGGGAAAAUUUAACAGAUGAUGAACUUAAGGAAAUGCUUGAUGAAGCUGAUCGUGAUAGGGAUGGAGAGAUAAAUGAGGAAGAAUUUUUGAGAAUGAUGAAAAGGACCACUCUUUAUUAAUACUUUUUUUUAUUCCUUCUGGAAAGUUGUUAACAACUUCGUAUUUGCUAUAUGGUUCUAUCAUAUCUGAUGUAUUUUCAAUUUUUAGUUUAUAUGCACAGAUUGGUCUCUUGAUGUCUAAUCCAUGUGAGAAGUUUCAUGUUUCUACCAAUCUUUUGUUAAAUCCAUAGCAUCAAGAAACAAAAUGUAAUGAUUUCUGUGAACCAUGGAUCCCAAACCAGUAUUAAUUCCAACUGCUACUUUUAGAGCUCUAGGGUCUAAAGACUUAGAAUUUUUUUAAGUUUAAUGAAACUGACCCCACAUCCAAAUGAAUUUUGCAAACCAAUUAAUUUCCCUAUUAUUUUCCUUUUGUGCAACUCUUUAAAUCUGAUAAAUAUUUGCUUUUUAAUCAGUUAUUCAGAUAUGUUAAGUAUUAAAUAAAAUUGCCUAGCACUAUAUUAUUUGCUACUUUUUCUCUUAUAAAGAAAUUCAAAGCAGCACUGUACUAUGUAGAUUUUCCUAUAAGUUUGACCCCUCACGUGAGCAUUUAAUACCUCUGCAUGGGAGGUGCUAGGGAUUUUACACAUGUUAUCUCAGUGUUACAACUUAGAAGCUGGUAGUAUUAGCUCCAUUUUACUACAUAGGAGAAAACUAAAGUUCAGAGAACUUAAAAAUUGCCCAGUUGUUCAUAGAUAAUAAAUAAAAC